AGCAGGCUCAGCUCUAUAUCGGCCUCCCCCCAGCGACCAGCAGUAUCCCCGCUCUCAACCCCACUGCUCCUCCAUUUCUCCAGAUCAACAAAUCUAGAAAGUUUCCAUCAUCCUCUUUUUUCAUCCCUUCAGUUUUGAUGGCGACGAGGAAUCGGACGCCUAUCUACCGGAAGUACCGUGAUGCCCUACGGCAGGUGCGUUCGCCGGCGUCAUCGUUACCAUCGACGUCCUCAGGCGGCGGCGUGGGAAGAGGCACCGGGCCGGUGAUCGGGAUGGUGAGCACGUCCCUUCUGAGACAGGAUCGGUCCUAUGCUCCUCUCAGCACGGAGGAUCCCGCCAGUUCUAGUAAUGGAGCACUUACAUUUGGUUUACCACCGGCUUGGGUGGAUAUUUCUGAGGAUAUAUCUGCAAACAUGCAACGUGCUCAAACAAAAAUGUCACAAUUAGUAAAGGCACAUGCAAAGGCUCUAAUGCCAUCUUUUGGAGAUGGGAAAGAUGACCAGCAUAUGAUUGAAGUUCUUACUCAGGAGUUGACAGAUUUGUUAAAGAAAUCUGAGAAGAGAUUACAGAAACUUUCUACAAGUGACCCUUCGGAAGAUUCGGUUGUUCGAAAAAAUGUUCAGAGAUCGUUAGCAACUGAUCUUCAGAAACUCUCCAUGGAAUUCCGUAAGCAUCAGUCGUCAUACUUAAAGAGGCUCAGGCAGCAGAAGGAGGGUUCAGAUAGCAUUGAUUUGGAGAUGAAUCUAAACGGUGGUAGUCGGUUCAGACCUGAGGAUGAGGAGUUCUCUGAUACGGGCUUUGAUGAGUUCCAGAUGUCAAAGCUGAAAAAAAGCGAGGUUUUCACAAAAGAGAGGGAGAAAGAGAUCGCUCAGGUCGUAGAAUCUGUUAAUGAUCUUGCCCAGAUCAUGAAGGAUCUUUCUGUUCUUGUUAUAGAUCAGGGAACAAUCAUUGAUCGCAUUGAUUAUAACAUUCAGAAUGUUGCAACUUCAGUGGAAGAUGGCUAUAAACAAUUACAAAGGGCAGAGAGAAGCCAAAGAGAAGGGGGAAUGGUUAUGUGUGUAACAGUCCUUGUUCUAAUGUGUUUUGUCAUGCUUAUUCUUCUAAUUCUGAAGCAUAUAUUCUUCUAAAUUUCACUAUCCCAGCAGGAAAAAAAACACUAUUAAUUGCAAUUUUAAAUUUUAUAUCUAUGAUUGGUAUUAAAUGACUAGUUUUAUUUUACAUUCUUGACCUUGCUCUUACUGAUUUUGUGAA
Messenger RNA from Phalaenopsis equestris, 1251 nucleotides. RefSeq names its product syntaxin-41-like. Gene Ontology annotation, cellular component: SNARE complex; endomembrane system; membrane. The record is from RefSeq and is a predicted model, not a curated record. NCBI's taxonomy places the organism in Eukaryota, Viridiplantae, Streptophyta, Magnoliopsida, Asparagales, Orchidaceae. The coding region runs from base 138 to 1127 and encodes 329 amino acids. Gene Ontology annotation, biological process: vesicle fusion; intracellular protein transport; vesicle-mediated transport. The transcript has 8 exons. Gene Ontology annotation, molecular function: SNARE binding; SNAP receptor activity.